GUAUCAAAAUAAGAUAACGACUAUAAUGAAACCAUCGGUGUAUAUACAUGUUAAACACUCACAUUCAUUUAUUUCAAUUUAAUUAACUUCUAAAAUAAACUAUUUCUCGCGAAGCCAGGAAGACUUUUUUAGAUUAUACCAUUACUAUAUUCCGGACUUUCUGGUAUGGGGGCUAAGCAAUCAUUUCCUAGAGAACAGAUACCGCAAAACAGAACAUUUGUUGUUACAGGAGCAAAUAGAGGUAUAGGAUAUGAGAUCGCAAAAUGGAUAGCAAUGUUGGGAGGUACUGUAGUGAUGGCAUGUAGAUCUGAAGACGAAACAAUGAAGGCAAUGCGCCAGAUGGACCAGGAGUAUAAGGAAGAGAAAGCAAAGGGAACUGAAGGUUUAGUUGACGUCCCAGAACUUUCUCUCGUCUUCAUGGAACUCGACCUGUCAUCUUUCAAGUCCACUAAAGCGUUUGUACAAGCAUACAAAGAUUCUGGUAGACCACUCCAUGUAUUAAUUUGUAAUGCAGGAAUAAGUAAAGCUAAACCAGAACAAACAGAAGAUGGGUUUGAAUUCAUGUUACAGGUGAAUUACCUCAGUCAUUUUCUGAUGAUUGGUCAAUUGUUGCCGAUGAUGAAGAAGAACGAGAGCGAGACCAGAAUCGUCCUGGUUUCAAGUGAUGCGCAUAAAAUGUGCGGGUAUAAUUUAGAAGCCAUUAACUACCAAGGAGAUCCUUCGAACUUUGGUGUUUUAGAUUACUAUGGUAGAUCAAAGUUAUAUCAGAUAAUGCAAAUGCAUUGUCUUCACCGAAGGCUACGAAACUCCAAUAUUUCUGUUACCAGCGCUCACCCUGGAAUGGUUGAAACAAAAAUCGGAGCGGAAUUUAAAGACAGAACAGCUUACCAGCUAUUUCUGAAAAUGAGCCGUCUUGUGGGUGUGAUGCGUACACCCAUUCAAGGUGCCACUACAAUCAUCAAUAGUGCAGUAAAUCCAGAUUUGAAAUCAGUCAGUGGAGUUUAUUUUAAAGACUGUCAGCCAGCAUCAACAACAUCAGUCUCAAGAGACGAAGUUAAACAGGAAGAGCUGUGGAAUAAAACGCUGGAAUUUUUAAAGGGCCAUUUUACAGAAGAAGAAAUAUACUGUUUAGAAGGGGCUGAUCCCACUGAGACAUUAAGUGACUGAACGAUAACAUGUAUACAUAUAAUUUGACAUAGUAACAUGGAAAUGGGAAAAUCAAAGCAGCUAUGUUCUGAAAAUUUGGUUAUUCCAUUUGCUUUAGCAACUAAGAAAUCAAUGUCAUACAUCUAAACGUACUUUUUACUUCAAGUUGAAAUGAAAAUGAUACUGAGCUCAAAAAAUGAACAUUAGAACUAUUAUUGUUCGAUAUUUAUUCGGGUUAAUGCACUCCUUGUCAUGUUUUAUCUUCUAAAUUCUAAAACUUGAAAGUAAACGUAAAAUGUGUUUGUAAUAGCGACUUCAAUUUUGUCUUCUCGUUUCUUGCCUUUGUCAGUGAACGGUGUAAAUGUUAACGAGAUCUGUUAAAGCAUUACCGUUUUGUAACGCAACAGUUUAUGUUUAUCUAUAAUUAAGUCACUUUUUAUAAGUCCUGAGUAAAUUUUUGUUUUGCUAUUGAACAAGUCACCAACAUUGUCCAUUGUCGGUUUCAUAUUGCAUAUCAUAAAUCACUUUCUGACGUAAAAUAUGUGCAGCAGUAACAUGCCAAAAUAAGUCAUUUGCUUUACGAGCAAAAAUUAAACCUGACAACAACACAUCUUCUUAUCUAAGUGAUCAGUUUUUUGUUUAAUAAAUGUUAUACAAAAUAU
Molecule: messenger RNA, 1808 nt
Organism: Mercenaria mercenaria
Lineage: Eukaryota; Metazoa; Mollusca; Bivalvia; Venerida; Veneridae
Product: retinol dehydrogenase 14-like
Exons: 9
Coding region: 166-1167 (333 amino acids)
Source: RefSeq, a predicted model, not a curated record